This is a messenger RNA of Drosophila obscura, 2479 nucleotides long. RefSeq names its product TBC domain-containing protein kinase-like protein. The coding region runs from base 35 to 2479 and encodes 814 amino acids. Gene Ontology annotation, molecular function: GTPase activator activity; ATP binding; protein kinase activity. The record is from RefSeq and is a predicted model, not a curated record. Gene Ontology annotation, biological process: protein phosphorylation; activation of GTPase activity. Lineage: Eukaryota; Metazoa; Arthropoda; Insecta; Diptera; Drosophilidae. The transcript has 7 exons.
GCCAGCCAUCCAUCCGCCCACCCCCUCCCCAUCAAUGGCCAUCAAACCCGAGACACGCCUGUGCGCCGUCACCUUCUUUGCGAAACUGCAUCCGGGCGAUGUCUGCGGCAGCAAUGGCUUGCCGCUCACACCCAAUUCGAUAGCGAUUCUGGGGCGUGCCCAGCGGCUGAAGGAGGUGCAGGAUGAGCACCUAUGCCAGUAUCUGGACGUCAUUCGUGGCAAGCAUGAACGCACCAUUGUCGUUUCGGAGUACGUGGGCUGCUCCCUGGAGGAGCAUGUGAAGCGACACCCCCCGCUCAGUCUCGCACAAAUCUUGCGCAUCUUUUACCAGGUGGCCUGCGGCAUCAAUGUCCUCAGCCAGCACUAUCUGGUGGCCCACAACCUGGAGCCAAAGAACAUUCUCAUUGCACCGGACGGACGACUGAAGCUCUUCAACUACGGCCUCUACUUUAUGACCAAAGGCGGUGCCUAUGUGCCGUUUCCCAUUGGCAACAUCCGCUACAUGGCGCCGGAACGACUGCUUGGCCUCAAUGGCAACGUCAAGAGCGAUGUGUGGGCCCUGGCCAUGCUUGUGGCGGAGCUGGUGCUGGGGCUGCAGCUCUGGCCAAAGCUGAAAAUCUCCAAUGUAGUCAGAAAAAUACUCUCAUUCGGCAGGAGCAACAAUGUGCUGGAGAAGAUCGCACGGGAGCAUCAGUGCUUCGAGAUCUACCAGAACAUGGACGCUGGACUGCGUCAGCUGCUGGAGGAAUGUCUCCAUGCCAGUCCCGGCCAGCGACCACUGCCCAGGGAGCUGCUGGCCAACAAAUGCUUCGCGGGCAUCCUGAUGAGUCCAAAACAGCAGCCAGAGUCCCAUCUGCCGCCGCUGCCGCUGCUUCUGCGGUGUCCGCUGUCGCAAAUCUAUCACCUGUGGCAGCUGGCCGGCGGGGAUGUCCAGGCGGAGCUCAAAAAGGAGGGCCUCAUCCGCAGCGAGGCGCCCAUCCUGGGCCUACCACAGAUCGUGCGUCUGAACGGAGCCAGCGUCUGUCCGACCCGCAGCCAGUCCCACCUGAUGGACGAUCGCGUGGUGCCCCUCAAGCUGCAGGCCCUGCUGCAGCGUCUCAGCCAGCUGCCGGCCUGCGUCUACUUCCCGCUGCUCCACUCGCCCCGCUUCUCGUUCCAGCAUCAGCAGUUUGUCCUCGAACUGCAACAACUGCCGCUGGUCAUUCGAGAGCGCGACAUUGAGUACCAGUUCCAUCGCGUGCGCCUGUUCGCCCGCCUGCUGCAGGCCUAUCCGUACACGGCCGAGCUGUUGCAGCGGGAGGCGGCCAUCGAUAUUCCGCCGCUGCUGCGUGGCGCCGUCUGGGCGGCACUGCUGGAGGUGGUGCCCAACAGCGGCUAUGGCAAGAUUGACAAGUUCACGCCCACAUCCACGGACAGGCAGAUCGAGGUGGACAUUCCGCGAUGCCAUCAGUACGAUGAGCUGUUGUCGUCGCCGGACGGCCACCGGAAGCUGCGGCGCCUGCUCAAGGCCUGGGUGACGGCCCAUCCACAGUAUGUCUACUGGCAGGGACUGGACUCGCUCACGGCACCAUUUCUCUAUCUGAACUUCAACGAUGAGGAGUUGGCCUUUUUGAGCCUUUUCCGAUUCAUACCGAAGUACUUGCACUGGUUCUUCCUCAAGGAUAACUCGGCCAUCAUCAAGGAGUAUCUGAGCAAGUUCUCGCAGCUAACAGCCUUCCAUGAGCCGCUCCUUGCCCAGCAUUUGUCCAGCAUCAGUUUCAUUCCGGAGCUCUUUGCCAUUCCCUGGUUCCUUACCAUGUUCUCUCAUGUGUUUCCGCUGCACAAGAUCCUGCACUUGUGGGACAAGCUGAUGCUGGGCGAUAGCUCGUAUCCGCUGUUCAUCGGCAUCGCCAUUCUGCGCCAGCUGAGGAGCACGCUGCUCGACUCGGGCUUCAACGAAUGCAUACUGCUCUUCUCCGAUCUGCCCGACAUCGUGAUGGAGACCUGUGUGAUCGAGUCACAGAAGAUGUACGAGGCGACGCCAAAGAGCAUAACGCACCGCCAGCACGCCCUGCGCUCCCAGCCGCCCCAGUCUCUGGAUAUUGGUCUGACUGAUGUGGAGCUGAAGCAUCUGCAGCUUGAGCAGUGUCCCCGCAUUAGUGCCAAAGAUGUGCAGCAUCUGCUGCUCCAUUCACCCGCCGAUCUGGCCCUCAUCGAUCUGCGCAGCGUGGUGGAUUACGGACAUGUGCAUGUGCCGCACAGCAUCAACAUACCGUUCGCCACGGUGCAGCUGGGCGAGCAGCGUCUGGAGGCGCUAAAUGUACCACAGCUGGAGGCGCAGCUGCGCGGACGGAUUGUGGUCUGUGUGAGCAUCAUUCAUCAGAAAUGCAUACAGUUUUCGCACUUUCUGGUGGCCUGCGGCGUCCAACGCACUUGCAUUCUACACAAGGGAUUCAAUGUCCUGCAUUCCAUCGAGCCAAAUAUACUCAUCUCGAAUUGA